GCAUUCCAGGAACGGAAUAGCCGUUUCCUGAUUUAUGUGUAUCCGAACUCAUCUUAUCAGAUUAGCCGCAUUUAAUCAUGAAAUUAAUUCUGUGGAAGCUUGAAAGCUUCAGGAUUCCCCUGAUUUGGUAGAGAUUUGACGCGAUUUUAGGAAAAGAAGACCCCAAAAACGCUUCUUGUAGCGACGUUAGGUUGUUGAGGCAUUUGAGCAGAAAUGAAUGCGCUAAUGCUGAUUUCGGGUCCUGUGUAUGGCGCGAAGCCUUUUUUGUUUAGGUCAGGAACAUGUAGAACAACAUUGCCACUCAGGUGCAGAAAACUGGAGAUUGAGAAGAAAAAUAUAAACCCCCAAAUAAGGCAGAAGAGAAGUGCAAUAGCGGUGCAAUGCGUGGUACCGGCAGCGGAGCGCAUGGUAGCAGCUCUGGGCUACGCGCUCCCCUUUUUCAACGGCAUGCAAUACGGGCGCUCUCUAAUGAUGCAGUACCCCGCGGUGGAACUUGUAUUCCGCCCCCUCUUCCCUCUGGUUGAGACCUAUCAUUCCAUUCCCUACGCGUCCUUCGUUGCCUUCUUCGGCCUCUAUUUAGGCGUGGUGAGGAAUCCCGCCUUUAGUCGCUACGUUCGUUUCAAUGCAAUGCAGGCGGUGGUAGUGGAUGUACUGCUGGCCUUGCCCAUGAUAUUUCAGCGCAUUCUGAGCCCCUCCCGUGGUGGCCCCCUACUUAAUCUCUUCCUGCUCGCCUACAGCGUGCUCUUCCUCUGUAUCGUUUUCGGUUUUCUCUAUGCCCUGGUUUCUUGCAUCCUUGGAACCACCCCCACUAUACCCUUUGUUGCAGAUGCUGCUGAUGCACAGUUAUAGCCUGCCCUCUUUGGUUCACUCAGUUUUAACUUUCAAUAUCAGAUUACCCGUCCCGAUCCAUCAUCCGAUGAGGCAAACUGAUGCAUAUAUCAGGGUACAAAAUGUUUAAUCCAAAAUUAACUACUGCCGGAACAAUCAUGUAAACAACUGGUUAUCCAAAUGGUAUAUCCUACACAUUUUUGUAGUGGGUGCACAAUUUUCUCUUUUCAAAUCUGGGCAAAGGAUACAGAAUGUAUAGCUCCUUAAGUAUCUCUUUUGAUAAUAUGAUAAGGAUAUAAUGUGCUUGGCUA
Molecule: messenger RNA, 1139 nt
Organism: Cryptomeria japonica (Japanese cedar)
Lineage: Eukaryota; Viridiplantae; Streptophyta; Pinopsida; Cupressales; Cupressaceae
Product: protein TIC 20-II, chloroplastic
Exons: 2
Coding region: 214-849 (211 amino acids)
Source: RefSeq, a predicted model, not a curated record